AUGCUCCUCAGCCCCACCGUCCAACUGGCCGGGGUCCUGUCUGUGCUCUUCCUGGUCGUCCGAUACAUCGCCAACGCACACCACCACUACAGACAAGCGAAGGCACUGCACUGCGAGAAACCUGCAAGUGGAGCUUCUAGAUUCUUUGGAAUCCCUGCCUUCCUACGUCUCAGCAAAGCCGUGCGUGAGAAGCGAUGGAUCGACUACCUGACCGAUCAAUUCGAUAUCAACGGCACAACAUUCAGCCAGCGUUUCCUCUCACGCAGGCUAAUCACCACCAUCGAACCGGAGAACAUCAAAGCGAUCCUAGCGACACAAUUCAAGGACUUCUGUCUAGGAACAAGGCACGAACAAUUCGACCCGCUACUCGGUGAUGGUAUUUUCACACUCGAUGGAGCGGGCUGGUCGCAUGCACGCGGCAUGUUGCGACCGCAAUUCGCCAGGGAUCAGGUCGCCGAUCUAUCCAUGCUAGACGACCACAUCUCACACUUAAUCGACCUCAUCCCGAAAGACCGCACCGCAUUCGACAUCCAGCGCCUCUUCUUCCUUCUAACCCUAGACUCCGCAACACACUUCCUUUUCGGCGAAUCAGUCGGCUGCAUGCUCCCCCCAUCAGAAACAACCGGCGUCCUCGAGAAAUCCGCCGUUGGCAACGCGCAAGGCUUCGCCGACGCCUUCACAACAGCGCAAGACUACCUCGCCGCCCGAUCGCGCGCACAGGGCCUCUACUGGCUCGUCAAUCCCAAAGAAUUCCGCGAAGCGAAUCGUCGCGUCCACGAAGUCGUCGACCACUACGUAAACGUCGCUCUGGAGAGAAAGCGUAAUCCCGAUCCCAAGCAGGGUGAUGGUCGGUAUAUCUUUCUCGAAGCACUGGCCGCCGAAACCGAUGAUCCGAAAAUGCUGCGCGAUAAUAUGUUGAAUAUCCUUCUCGCUGGUCGUGAUACAACAGCCAGUCUGCUGAGUUCGACGUUCUUCUAUCUCUCGCAGUAUCCGAAUGUGUGGAGCCGACUGCGCCGGGAAAUCGUCAACGAAUUCGGCGAUGUUAGGAAGCCUAAUGGGGAAAUUACACAAGCUAGAUUGAAAGAUCUGAAAUAUCUGCGCUAUGUCCUGAAUGAAGUUCUCAGACUGCAGCCUCCUGUUCCGGUCAAUUUCCGCGUGGCUACGAAGGACACGUCCCUGCCUGUUGGUGGGGGCCCGGACAAGCGCUCUCCUGUUUAUGUGCAAAAGGGACAAAUGGUGGCAUACAAUGUGUUCGCCAUGCACCGUCGAACGGACUACUGGGGCAAAGAUGCGAGAAUUUUCCGACCGGAGCGGUGGGAGGAGAAUGCGAAGCAUGGUUGGGAGUAUCUUCCUUUUAACGGUGGUCCUCGGAUUUGCCUUGGUCAACAAUAUGCUCUUACUGAAGCCAGUUACACUGUUGUCCGACUCAUGCAGAAUUUCGAUACGGUCGAGAAUGCGGAUCCGAAUCCCCGCCAGGAGCCGAUUAAGAAUUCUAACUUGACUAUGAUGCAUGAUCGUGGUGUUCCGGUUAAGCUGUAUGCGUCGGAGAAGAUCUGA
This is a messenger RNA of Penicillium manginii, 1557 nucleotides long. RefSeq names its product cytochrome P450. The transcript has 3 exons. Gene Ontology annotation, molecular function: heme binding; iron ion binding; oxidoreductase activity, acting on paired donors, with incorporation or reduction of molecular oxygen, reduced flavin or flavoprotein as one donor, and incorporation of one atom of oxygen. The record is from RefSeq and is a predicted model, not a curated record. The coding region runs from base 1 to 1557 and encodes 518 amino acids. Lineage: Eukaryota; Fungi; Ascomycota; Eurotiomycetes; Eurotiales; Aspergillaceae.